AUGAAGAUCGAAGAGGUUAAAAGCACAACCCGCCAGCAACGCAUUGCAAGCCAUAGCCACAUAAAAGGCUUACUCCUCCUUUAUUUUAAAGCAAAUUUUUAUUUUAUAAGUGAAAAUAGAAUUUAAUAUGCGAAUAGCUUUAAUGCCACCAUAAAUACAAAUUUACCUAUAAGAGUUCUACACCACAUUGGAGGAGUGCAAUUAGACAAUUCUUUAAAAAUAAAUCACUUUUAAUCGAUAAACUUAUAAAAAUAUUAAUUACGAAAAAUUUUUUUUUUGUAAAAUAAAUUUUAUUCCAAAAAAAAUUAAUCCUUUCAAAAUAGGAACAGAAUUUUUAGUAAAAAUAAAGGGGGAGUUAGGACUCAAUGAAGAAGGCCUAGCUGACCGCAGCUCUUCUGGUCUUGUAGGACAAGAUGCAGCACGUGAAGCUGGAGGAAUUGUAGUCGAGCUCAUCAAAUCCAAAAAAAUGGCAGGUCGUGCAAUCUUGCUCGCAGGACCUCCAGGGACUGGAAAAACUGCAAUUGCGUUAGCAAUUGCCCAAGAACUCGGCCCAAGAGUUCCAUUUUGUCCUAUGGUAGGUUCUGAAGUGUACUCUUCUGAAGUAAAAAAGACGGAAAUUUUGAUGGAAAAUUUCCGUAGGUCUAUCGGAUUGAGAAUAAAAGAAACAAAAGAAGUCUGGGAAGGCGAAGUCACUGAAAUUUCUCCUCAAGAACAAGAAGACCAAUACGGAGGCAGUGGAAAAACAGUCACAAGCGUCAUAAUUGGCUUAAAAACUGCAAAAGGGACCAAGCAGCUUAGGCUAGACCCUACAAUUUUUGAAAGCAUUCAAAAAGAAAAAGUUUCUAUAGGAGAUAUAAUUUACAUAGAAGCCAGCAGUGGGAAUGUAAAAAGGGUGGGAAGAAGUGACGCAUAUGCAACUGAAUUUGACUUAGAAGCUGAAGAGUAUGUACCAAUCCCUAAAGGAGAUGUCCAUAAGAAAAAAGAAAUAAUCCAGGAUGUCACUUUGCAUGAUCUCGAUAUGGCAAAUGCUAAUUUUCCCUUCAAAAUUUUUCGUAAUUAACAAAUUUAUUUUUUUUAAAAAAAAAUAUUUAUAACAAAGAAGUAAGCCUCAGGGCGGAAAAGAUUUUUUGUCCAUGAUGGGCCAAAUAAUGAAGCCUAAAAAAACUGAAAUCACAGAAAAACUCCGCGCAGAAAUAAAUAAAGUCGUAAACCGAUAUAUUGACCAAGGAAUCGCUGAGCUCGUCCCAGGAGUCUUGUUUAUUGACGAAGUCCAUAUGCUGGACAUCGAGUGCUUUACAUAUCUGAACAGAGCUUUAGAGUCUCCUUUGUCUCCAAUUGUGAUUUUAGCUACAAAUAGAGGAAUCACCACAAUAAGAGGGACUGAAAUUCAAGCUCCACAUGGAAUUCCACAAGACUUGUUAGACAGAUUAUUGAUAAUCCGAACAAUGCCUUAUUCAUUGGCAGAAAUCGUAGAAAUUAUUGCAAUAAGGGCAAGCGCAGAAGGACUUUCAAUGGAAGAAGAGGCUUUAGCCCAUUUUGGGUAUAUUGGCUCACAGACCACGCUGAGAUAUGUUAUGCAGCUGCUAACACCUAGCAGAAUUAUAGCAGAAACAAAUGGAAGAGACAAAAUCUGCCAAGGCGACGUCGAAGAAGCUGGCAAGCUCUUUUUCCACGGCAAACAAAGUGCCCAAAUCCUGCGUGAGCAAGCUGAUCAAUAUAUUUCCUAA
Blepharisma stoltei is the source of this 1727-nucleotide messenger RNA. The record is from the annotation of a GenBank genome assembly. NCBI's taxonomy places the organism in Eukaryota, Ciliophora, Heterotrichea, Heterotrichida, Blepharismidae.